Molecule: messenger RNA, 1692 nt
Organism: Engraulis encrasicolus (European anchovy)
Lineage: Eukaryota; Metazoa; Chordata; Actinopteri; Clupeiformes; Engraulidae
Exons: 5
Coding region: 464-1048 (194 amino acids)
Molecular function (GO): GTP binding; GTPase activity
Source: RefSeq, a predicted model, not a curated record
AGACUGUGCACGCUGCUGUCUUCAUUAAUUAAUCAUCCAAGUCGUUAAUGAGACCAGAAAGGCUGGCCUUGCAAGGACGGGCAAAAUUCAAUGAACUAAUUGUAAUGACUAUUCAUCAAAGGGUGGGAAAAGAAAACUACAUUGCAUGAGGGGAAAGGGCCAGUCCAGGCAGGGUACAGAAAAAAAAGAAUCCUGGCGGUGAUGCUGCGGUCGCUGCACUUUACAAUUCUCGAGGAGGACUGACUUUAGUUGCUACGCAAGUCAAAGCUGAUCGUGGUGUUGUACGCUGGAAAAGUACGUGUAGAUUUUGGUCUUCAGCAGACUUUUGUAUAGCAAUAAUGACGUUGGCCAAGUUGCUGUUGUCUGGCAUGUCGCGUCGCGUGAACAUAAUGACGUUCAAUUACUGAAAAGUUUUCUUGCUCCGAUCUCAUAACAAAAUCUUAUCCCUGCAUCCGUCGUGGAGAUGGACUUGGCGGGACUCAGGAAAAUGACUAAAGCAAAGCUAGUGAUUCUUGGACACGACAGCUGUGGAAAGACAGCAGAGGUGACGUAUGGAUGCCGAAAGUUGGUUGAUAAGGACACCAUUGAUCUUGAAAUACUAGAUACAGUGAACAAGCUGGAGGAGAGCCAGGUUCCAAACCCUAUGGAGAGCUCCAUCAAGUGGGGAGACGGCUUCCUCAUCAUGUAUUCUGUCACGGACCGCAAGAGCUUUGAAUUGGUCUCGCGUCUGAAGCGGCUCAUUGACCAUGUCAAACCAACAUCAGGCAUUCCUAUUGUGAUCGUUGCCAACAAGUGUGACAUGGAGAAUGGACGAGUGGUGCAGAGAGAAGAAGGAGAGGCCAUGGCAGGUCACCUGAGGUGCAGCUUCUUUGAAUUGUCAGUAGCGGAAAGUGGCAGUGCCGUGGAGACCGCUGUGUACCAGCUGAUUCGAGAGCUUCGUGUGGAGUACAGCAAGCACCUGCUGGCGAUGGACACACGCUCACGGAUGCUACAGAUGCGACAUGCCUUGAGGAACAAGCUGACGCGCAGCAAGACCAUGCAGUGGUAAUCUGCCGAGACACAAGAUGACGACCUUGAAACUGUCAUCUGGAAUGACUUCAUAAGAGUGGAGUAGAGAACUUUAAUGCUAAAUGUUGAGGAUGUGUUAUUGCUUGUUAGGCAUUAUGAGAUGAGUGUCCUAUUCUGGGUCUCUGAAUGAGGGCAAACAAUCAUUAAAUGCAGCCUAAUGAAUUAAGAUGAAUGUUCCUGCUGCUCUUCUGGUAAUUACAAACACAACCAUUAGCUACUCAAGCUUAGACUGCUUGAUUAGGGCAUUAAAUUACAUCUUUACGUUUCAAUGACAGUAGUUUGAAUCAUUACGUUUGGAAAAUGAGACACAAACAUAUUUGGUCUCGCUCGUGCAUUUUCAUAUCUUUCUACUCAAAACAGCCAAUGUGACUAGAGCCUGACAUGGCAAGACUUGCAGCAAAAUAAGUGUCUAUAAACACUUUCAGACUUCAAAUGGCUGAGCUUAAUAUAUGCAAUAUUCUGAUGAAAUUCAAAUCUUAUCAGAAAAUCACUAGUCAAGGAUCGGAUCAGGGACAGAAAUAUCUCUUAAUGUGUGCAGAGGACAAUGAAAGAACACAGUUGAUUCACUUUGUCAUUUUAAUUGCAAAAAUGGUAAAAUAAAUAAAUACAAAUUGAUCAAAUGCU